AUGAUUUUGGGUGACUUCAAUGCAGACCAGCUCUCUCUAACGAGGCAUGAUGCACCUAUUGUGUGCUCUCUCUGCUCUGAUUUUGGUCUCCAACAGGUCCCCUAUGGAGCAACUCAUCAUACUUCUGAUGGUGACACUUUGCUAGAUUUAUGCGUGAUUGAUAAUGAGGAUACUCUGUUAUCCUACUGGAAAACGGAUGUUCCUUUUAUUGAUGGUCAUGAUCUUAUCCCGGCUACACUACGGGCAGUCGUGCCUCGUCAGACUCUGACUAGUGACAUCUGCUAUAGGGAUUUCAGUGCCCUUGACGUGGAUGAACUUACCGUGCACUUAAUGUCUAGUGACUGGUCAAUCUUUGGUGAGUCAGCAGCUCCUGUGGUUGACCUUGUCUCAUGUUUGAUUUGUUAUCUGGGCGAUGCCAUUAGUGCGGCUGUUCCUGUUAAGACCGUGAAAAAGGACUUAAAGCGGAAACCUUGGCUUACUGCUCGCAUAGAUAUGCUAGUGGCUGUCCGCGAUCGACUGUACAGAGUGUACAGGCUGGUUCGCUCUAGAAGAGCUCUUCUUGAGUAUAGAGCUGCCCGUGAUCAUGCUCACGGUGAGGUCGAGAGUGCGCGUCAACUAUUCUUUGGCCAGCGUCUGAAGGUGCUAUCUAACCCAGGCCUCAUCUGGAAGGAGUUACGACGUCUUGGAGUCGCUGCUGUGGAUAAUGUGACCCAAGACUUCGAUCCUGAGGUGUUGAAUGCAUACUUUGCUGGAGUGUCCUUCAAUCCCAAUGAACUAUCUGUAGACGUCUUUCUUGACUCUUUUCUGGGUGCAGCAUGUGCUGCUGAUAAGGGGUUUUCAUUCGGUCCAGUCACUGCUGAGGAUGUACGGAGUGCUAUUCGGCACUUCUCCUCUGGAGCAAAGGGGACUGAUGGAAUUCCCAAGUCGGUAGUCUCAGCGGCUCUGCCUGUUCUCACGGACUAUCUCGUCACAAUCUAUAACGCGUCUUGUUCUUCAGCUUGCUUUCCUUCACAGUGGAAAAAAUCCCUUGUAGUGGCGCUCCCCACGAUAAAAAACCCUUCGGAGGCUGGCGAUUAUAGGCCGAUUGCCCUACUCUGCUUUCUGUCCAAGGUCUUGGAGAGACUUGCCUCCUUACAGAUCCUUGAAUAUCUUGCCGAGCGCUCUAUACUGGAUCCACGCCAGACUGGCUUUUGCCCCUUCAAUAGUACACAGACGGCUCUGCUUAAACUGACGGAUGACAUACGUACUGGGAUUGACAGACGGGAAUUGACGAUGCUUCUCCUCUUUGACUUCAGCAAGGCAUUCGAUUCUGUGUCACACGUCCUGCUCUUACGCAAGCUGGUCGGUUACGGGUUCUCAGCGGCGGCUGUCAGGUGGAUAGCGUCCUACCUUAGUGGCCGUACUCAGUCGACCGUGGGAGGCGCGAGUGGCAUGUCCUCGUCUCGUCCCUUGAAUAGGGGGGUGCCGCAGGGGUCAGUUCUUGGCCCUCUGCUGUUCCUCCUGUUCAUAAAUGACGUAGCGGGAGGCUUGGGACAGGGCAUUCAGCAUCUGAUCUACGCUGAUGACCUUCAGAUUUAUUUGAGCUUCUCACGAGCUGAUAUUGAAGUGGCCACUUGCGUUAUGAGUUCUGCCGCCAAAUGUAUCAUGGACUGGGCCGCUUGUAAUCGCUUGCGACUUAAUGUUGCCAAAACCAAGGCUAUCAUUUUUGGCUCUCAAUUCUUCAUCAAUGAACUAUACUCUUUGUCCAAUUUGUCCAUCAACAUUGACGGUGCCAGUGUUUCUUUUGAUUCUUCUGUGCGUAGCCUUGGAAUGGUCCUGGACAGCAAGCUCACUUGGAAGGAGCACGUGGCCGGUAUCACUAGAAGGGUGCAUUCGGUGAUGUAUCGGCUGCGAUUUUUCCGUACCAGUACCACUCAAGGUUUGUAUAAACACCUGAUCGAGACUCUGGUGUUCCCGGUGGUAGAUUACUGCUGCCUGGUGUAUGCUGGUCUGUCUGAGGAGCUUUCUCUGAGGCUUCAGCGUCUCAUCAAUAUGGGAAUUAAAUACAUCUUUGGGGUGAGGUGGGACGAGCAUAUCACUCCUUACCGACUGCGCUUGAGCUGGAUGCUGAGUGGGACACGCAGAAAGUACUUUUUGGGUUGUCAGACGUUCAGAGCACUCAGGAUCGGGGAGCCUGUUUACCUGGCGGAUCUCUUCGUCCUCAGCCGUGGCGUACGUCCUGUGAGGGGUGAGGUGAAUCCGCUGCUGAUCAAUUCGUUUAGGACUGAGGCCAUGCGCCGCUCAUUUCAGACUUCGGCGGCAUAUUUUUGGAAUUCCCUUCCUAGCUUGGUCCGAGAUCAACUGUCCCUUCCCGCUUUCAAGCUGGCACUGCGUGCCUACUUGAGGGAUAAUCCUUAA
Molecule: messenger RNA, 2397 nt
Organism: Diachasma alloeum
Lineage: Eukaryota; Metazoa; Arthropoda; Insecta; Hymenoptera; Braconidae
Exons: 1
Coding region: 1-2397 (798 amino acids)
Source: RefSeq, a predicted model, not a curated record